Pangasianodon hypophthalmus (striped catfish) is the source of this 933-nucleotide messenger RNA. It is a transcript of the gene ndufv2, whose product is annotated as NADH:ubiquinone oxidoreductase core subunit V2. The record is from RefSeq and is a predicted model, not a curated record. The transcript has 8 exons. The coding region runs from base 113 to 847 and encodes 244 amino acids. Gene Ontology annotation, biological process: mitochondrial electron transport, NADH to ubiquinone. Gene Ontology annotation, molecular function: NADH dehydrogenase activity. Lineage: Eukaryota; Metazoa; Chordata; Actinopteri; Siluriformes; Pangasiidae.
GCGAAGCUCGUCACUAGACCUGCUCAAUCGAGCUCGCAUCGUUCUCGUGUUGAUGUCCGCCAUUGUGAAUCCAUAGAGUGACCGGACACAACCAGAGAACCUUUUUCCAAAUAUGUUUCUGUCUUCAGCGCUUCGGUCUGCCGUGUCUCAUGCGGGCAGGCAGGUGCGGAGCCUGCACAGAUCUGCUGUCCGCGCUGGAGCAGGAGGAAUCUUUGUGCACAGAGAUACACCAGAAAAUAAUCCCGAUACUCCAUUUGAGUUCACACCCGAGAACAUGAAGCGAGUUGAAGCCAUUAUAAAAAACUACCCUGAGGGUCACAAGCAGGCUGCCACCAUUCCUGUCCUGGACCUGGCUCAGAGGCAGCAUGGCUGGCUCCCCAUUUCAGCAAUGAACAAGGUAGCUGAGAUCUUAGAAGUCUCCCCCAUGAGAGUGUAUGAGGUAGCCACGUUCUACACCAUGUUCAACCGGCAGCCAGUGGGAAAGUACCACGUCCAGGUGUGCACCACGACACCCUGCAUGCUGUGCGAUUCGGACAGCAUCCUGCAAGCCAUCGAGAAUAAACUGGGCAUCAAGGUUGGCGAGACCACAGCAGACGGGCUGUUCACGCUAAUAGAAGUUGAAUGUCUUGGUGCUUGUGUUAAUGCCCCAAUGGUCCAAAUCAAUGACAACUAUUAUGAGGAUCUGAAGCCUUCAGAUAUUGAGCACAUCAUUGAUGAACUGAAAGCCGGGAGAGUCCCUCCACCUGGGCCAAGGAGUGGCCGUUUCUCGUGCGAGCCUGCCGGAGGACUGACCUCUCUGACCGGACCUCCUCCUGGACCUGGCUUUGGAGUCAGACCUGACUUAUAACUCCAAUACGAGUCCUCAUCUAACUUAACCUGAGUCAUAUAAAUAUCAAACAUCAUUAAGUGUAAAUAAAAAUGUUAUUCAUUGUA